Paramecium sonneborni is the source of this 448-nucleotide messenger RNA. The record is from the annotation of a GenBank genome assembly. Lineage: Eukaryota; Ciliophora; Oligohymenophorea; Peniculida; Parameciidae.
AUGUAAUAUGAUCGUUCACUUUUGACAGUUGAUAUUUAAGGUGCUUAACCAAAAUGUAGAAAUGGUUACAUGAAUAGAUUGUUACCACAUUAAUUGAGAUAUGAAGAGCAAAUAAGAGUUUAGUAAUGAAUAUAAAGUGAUGAAAGACAAAAAAUUCCAAAAUAAGAUUAUAAAUUUGGGAGAAGAAGAUAUUAACAUGAUUUCCAUCAUUUUUGCAAUAUAUGUAUUCCUUAAGGAGAAGAAUACUUUGAGAAAACAAAUAAGAAACACUUUGUAAUUCCUGAAGGUGAGAUUAAAUAAUAUCGUGCUUUGGAGAAUUAUUAUGAUCAACCUAAGUAUAUAAAUUAUUAUUGAUGAGGAUAAAUUGAGGCAGAUAGGUUGCUAUGUACAAAUGACAUAGAUGGAGCAGUACCAGGUUCUUUAUAAAGUAAAGCUGUUCGUAAUCAAG